AUGUCAGAGUUUGCCUUGCACAACGGAUCACGCGCCAAUGGUACCAAGCAAGUCGCUUUCGAUUACAAAUGCCAGGUCAUUCCAGAAGGCGACUGCGCAGAGCUACGCAAACUGCUCAGCCUCUGCCCGCCCCCUUGUUUCAGAGCACAGAGCGCACCGAUCGCUGGUCCAACAGCGCGUCCAGGCAGCUGGAUUGGUCGCGCCAUCUCUCCGCAGCUUGGUCGCGCCAAAUCGCCACAAGCCUCAAAGAAGCCAAGUGGUCUCGGCCAUGCUCCGUCUACCAACACAUCCACAUCCUGGAGGACACGCUUGGCUAGUUGGGGCAGCAACACCGACACGAGUCCACAUGUUAGCAACGUAGCCACUGCACCCUCGUCACCUACUCGCAGUGCGGGGCUUCGCCUGGUAGCGCCCGUUCCAGCCAGAGGCGCAGCAACUCGCAUGAUCCCAUCCAUCGACGACCAAGAAGAGUGCGUCGAAGCUUCUCCUUCCAAUGAAAGCGUCGAUUUUGACGAUAUCAACGCAGAGUUCCAGAAUGCAGCAUUCAGAGUUGCCAUGAACCAACAUCUUCUCCAAGUCGAAUCACUGCGAGCUGCCAGCCCAGCUUUCCUACCAACACGAACCCCUAGUCCCUUGGCACCAUACAAGAGCAUCAACAACCCGAAGAACCAGGCAAAUGAUCGCUCGAACCCUUGCAAUCGACCCAGGAGCUGCUUGGUCGUCCGAUCCAAGACUCCGCAAGCACCAGGACCACCACCAUUGACAUGCGAUGGCAUGACAGCGCUUCGAGCAACACGCUCCAACGAUCGAGAUGUCUGCUUGACGCGACGCAGGAGAGCCCAAGGUGUCCCCGUCAUCUGCCCUUCUCGCCUCAGUUCGCCCGGAAAGGAGCGAGGCCGGAAUGGAUGGGAAGAAGAUCAGAUCGGAAAGAGUCAUAAGCCAGCGGUAGCUGCUGCUGCGCCAACUGGGAAGCAGUCCAAGCUGUCACGCUGGAGGCGCUUCCGUCGAGCUGCGUCCGAGGAAGCUCAUCACGUCGAGCCAAGCAGCUCUCGACAUACUUUGAUCGAUGCACGCAUGGACCAAGCUGCCAUCAGGCGCGAGAUCCAGGCAGGACGUUGGCCGUUUGAAGCUCCAUUGAAUGCCGAGUGCAGUUGCAAGAACUGUCAAGGCAAGAUCGAAGUGGGAUUGUCAUCCGACUACGAACCCAAAUGGACACGAGCUGCACGCAUUCGAUGGCUUGAAGCGCAGGAGGAUAUGGCAGCAAAGUCUCGUGCCGGAAUUUUGAACGUUGCUUCCUCAACGAGCCGUACGGCAAUCCAGGCUGACGAGGUGGCUCAACUGCACAACGAGACGGUGCAUCCCAUGACAGCAGCCGAGUUGGCAGCAGAGCCCACCUCACCGGUCUCAGAACAAGGCGAGGCUGGUGCCAGCUGCACAGCAUAUGCGCUUGCGACGGCUGCAGUUACCACCAAGCCACCCAAUCCUACUGGGCUCGAAGAAGGUGACGAGACAUUGCGAACAGAGAUCCUCGCACGUCGACAAAAGAUGGCUAGACAGAAUCGCGUGCCUCGACAUGGAGCCCGGAGCAUGAUGCGUCAAAUAGAAGAGGCGGAGCGCAGAGAGAAGGAAGCAGCACAGCAAAGGCCACAGAGUCGAGGCUUGCAACUGUCAUGUAUGAAUGUGCAUGGAAGCGCAACAGGGCCUCGACGCUCUUGCUCUGCAUCGCCAUCUUUGCCGUCAAGGCGCGAUUCGGUCUCGACCAAUACCACGCCACAGGAACGACAAACAGCCGAUGGUCAGACGGCGAAUGCGUCUUAUUUCGCGCUGAAUGCACCACCGGAGCGAGUGCGGUCGCCGUUGAUUCCGGCUGAUGCGGCUGGCAGCAAACUUGGUCAAGCGAGGCCCGUUGCUACCGUUGCAACCGACUCGACGGCACUUUGUCUGGCCAGCGUAGCAAAGACAUUGCAAGUUUUAACCUCGCCUGCUGGUUCGCCUGCCUCUAGCUCGCCGUCGGGAAGCCCAGAGUCGGAAAGGCGAUAG
Molecule: messenger RNA, 2040 nt
Organism: Ustilago hordei
Lineage: Eukaryota; Fungi; Basidiomycota; Ustilaginomycetes; Ustilaginales; Ustilaginaceae
Exons: 1
Coding region: 1-2040 (679 amino acids)
Source: RefSeq, a predicted model, not a curated record